AUGUCAUAUAAAAAUCACCUAAGUGGAAACAGUAGAUAUAUAGAAGAUGAAAAUGUGGGAAAUACUGAAAAAAAAAUAAAAGACAAUAUUUUACUAAUAAAAAAAAAUAUGAUAUAUGCCGAAGAGAAUUUAGAAAACUUAAAAAACAAUUUAAUAUCAAAAAGAAUAAUUGAGUCAUUACAUGAAGAAAUACAUCAAAUAUAUGUAAAAGUUAUAGAAACUGAAAAUUUAUUUCGUGAUUGGGAAAUAAAGUUUUCUGAAAAUCCAUUUGAAAAACAAAAAAAAAAAUAUAUUUUUGAAAAAUUAAAUAUACAUUUUAAAAAUGAAGUUAAUAAAUUAGAGAAUAUAUCAUUGAAUGUGAAAAGAGCAGCUAAUGAGUUGCCAAAUAUAGAAAAUGGAGAAAUGCGUCAAAAUUUGAAUCAUAUAAAAAAAAAAAAUUCCCAAAAAACGAAUAGCAAUGGUAAUAUAUAUGGCAAUGGCAAUGGAAAUGGAAAUGGUAAUGGAAAUGGUAAUGGAAAUGGAAAUGGAAAUGGAAAUGGAAAUUAUUAUAAUAGUAGUAGUUUUAUUUCUAGCGAAUUUGGUGAAGAUAAUUUUAUUUUAAAUUUGGAUAAAACAUAUGAAAAUAAUGAAGAAUUUAUAGAAUCCUCAAAUUUUUAUGAUUAUGAAUUAGAUCAGUUUAAUGAAAAUGAUUUAUUAAUAGAAAGCGAAAUAGCUAAUGAGCGAUAUAAAGGAAUUAAAAAAAUUCAAGGUCAAGUUGCACAAGCUCAAGAAGUUUUUAAAGAUUUGGCAAAUCUUGUAUUUUCUCAAAAAGAAACAUUAGAUAGUUUAAAUAAUAAUAUAUAUGAAACGAAUGUAAAUACAUUUAACACUACUAAAGAAUUAAAAAAAACUUAUAAUAGUGUAAGACAACAACGUAUUUCAUGGUGCUUAGCCUUUAUAACAAUAGGAAUAUUUAUAUAUUUUAUUUAUUUCAAAUUAAUGCAUAUAACCAUACUUGGAUAA
Molecule: messenger RNA, 1002 nt
Organism: Plasmodium yoelii
Lineage: Eukaryota; Apicomplexa; Aconoidasida; Haemosporida; Plasmodiidae
Product: SNARE protein, putative
Exons: 1
Coding region: 1-1002 (333 amino acids)
Biological process (GO): vesicle-mediated transport
Cellular component (GO): membrane
Source: RefSeq, a predicted model, not a curated record